Fusarium vanettenii 77-13-4 is the source of this 1549-nucleotide messenger RNA. RefSeq lists its product as uncharacterized. Lineage: Eukaryota; Fungi; Ascomycota; Sordariomycetes; Hypocreales; Nectriaceae. The record is from RefSeq and is a predicted model, not a curated record. Bases 36 to 1034 code for a protein of 332 amino acids. The transcript is spliced from 3 exons.
CUACAAUUCAUCUAAAUAAUCAUCAAGCUUUUACAAUGUCUUCAACCAAGCUCAUCGUUAUUCUUGGAGCCACCGGCAACCAGGGCGGCUCCGUGGCCAACGUGUUUCUUGAGGAGCCAGGCUGGCAGGUUCGCGCCGUGACUCGAAACACCACCAGCCACAAGGCUCAAGCCCUCGCAGCUCGUGGCGCCCAAGUCGUCAGUGCUGAUCUGGAUAAGCCCGACACGCUCCCGGCAGCUUUUGAGGGCGCCCAUGCCAUUUUCGCCGUCAGCGACUUCUGGGGCCUAUAUAUGAAUCCCGCCAAUAAAGGCAAGGCCAAACCGGGACAGCCUUUAAACGUUUGGGCGGGCGACCACGAGACUCAGCAGCUGAAGAAUGUCAUUGACGCCGUUGCUAAGGUCCCAACCCUACAACGCUUCAUCCUCUCUUCACUUUCAGACGUUACGAAGUGGUCCGAGGGGAAGUACACUCAUGUCUAUCACUUCGACUCUAAGGCAAAUGCAGAGAAGUACGGCCGGGAGAAAUACCCUGAGCUAUGGGCAAAGACGAGCAUUUUUCAGGCAGGACUCUUCCUAAGCAACUACAUAGGCGGCUCAUUGGGUAAACCUACCAAGAAUGCCGAGGGAACGGUACAGUUCAUCGGAACCCUGAAACCCGACGUCAAAGUCCCGUACAUUGCCGCCGAAGAGGAUACUGGGCCCAUCGUCAAGGCACUCAUCAACGGGCCCGCUGGCAAGAACGUCAUUGGGUAUAGAGCGUGGUUAACUAUCCAGGAGCUGGCCCAGGCAUUCUCAAACGCCACCGGCUUAAAGGCCGAGUCUGUCACGCUGCCCGGGGACGAAAUUUUCAAGUACUUCCCGGAUGAGUUGAGGCCGGAGGUCGAAGAGAACUUUGGCUACUACAACGAGUUUGGGUACGAGGGUAGGGCCGACCCUACCAUCGUUCACCCUAAAGAUUUGGAGUCACCUCCUUCCCUUGAUACGGUGGAGAAUUACUUCAGAAAGCAGGAUUGGUCACAGGUCUUUGAUGCCUGAAGAGAGAAGUCCCCUCGGCAGGUAUGCAGUCCGGGCCAGCAGGGCGUGGAAAUGGGUUGUGGAACUUGGUUGAAUGUAGACAGACAUUCUGGUAGAGAUGUCCCGUAUUAGAUCAACAGGCAAACCUUUCUUGACCAGCAAACCAAGAGUUCUCGGGAUGACCGGGGGCCCAGGAUGCGCUAUACAGCCCGGGGUAGCGCGAACUGUGCGCUGAGUUUGAGCAAAAGUACAACUUACCUUAUUAUCUCGCCCUAGAGAGUAUACCUUGUUGGAAACCCCCUUUUGUCACGGCCUAUGCCGCGGCUGAAUGCAUAAUACCGUACGGCACGGAUCAAUGUAUUACUACUCACUCCGGAACCUAUCGUCCCGCUUACUCCGUGCGAGUGAGAAUAUGGCGAUAUCUGAGAUGUCUAUCGUGAGAUGCUCCCUAGACCUUGCCUAUAAAAGACCACAUAACAUUCAUUAGAUAGACACCCUAGCUACCUUAGCUUUUAAUAUAAUUCGAUUACUCAAAA